CGUCAGCGUUAUCUUUGUCCAAAUCAAUAGCCUUAAUCUCAUUUUGAAAUUCUAUUUCCUUAAUAGGAAAUCUUUGGUUAUUACGGUUGCUGAUAACGUUUUGUUCUUAUUAUCGUAAUUUUAUUACAUAGGGUUAUUACCCUAUUAUUAUGAGUGCUUUUGCUUAGCUCUCGACCUAUUGGUAAAGUGUUAUUUUAUUUGAUAUUGAAAACGGUGGAACGUGGGAAAAGCAAAGGUUUAUUAGACUUAAAUCCAAACUGUUAAAAAUCUGGAAGUUAAAAAAGGUGAAAGAAAAGAAAUUUCAUACGUCUGAAAAUGUCAGCAAAAUCUACCACGGAGACCAAUGAAACAGCAACAGUUCUGACAAGAUCAGAAGAACAAGCGGUCAAGGACACAUGGGCCCUGGUGUAUAUCAAUUCUCGGAGUAAUGGUCUCGAGUUGUUUUUAAGACUCUUCAAACAAAUUCCUCAUGCCAAAGGUUAUUUUGAAAAGUUCAAAGAUGAGCCUGAGGAAAACUUAAAACAAAGCGAUGAAUUAAAGUUCCAUGUUGGAAAAAUGAUGGACAGUCUGAAUGUUCUUGUUGGUAACCUUGGCAACAAAGAGUUUCUUGUAACUGAGACACAGACGAUUGCACGAGACCAUAAAAAUAGAAGCGUGACGUCACAAGAUUUCAAGCUUGUGUUUGAAAUCCUUCAAAAUAUGCUGAAAGACAAACUUGGUGAUAAAUACAAUGCUGCGACUGAAGUGUCAUGGAAAAAAUGUUGUGACGUCAUAUGGAACAUUGUUGACGCAGAAAUGAAAAGACACGUGGAAACCUGAACUUCAGUUGUAAAGAGAACACUACACUUCCUUGUAUAAAUUUUAUUUUACGUGCAAUAUCUAGAAUUAAAAUCUAAUUAUCCGCCUUCGUAUUAUAUUAUUGCUAAUGAAUGCAAAUUAAGUCAGAAUUUGAUCUUUUUUUUCACCGUCACAUUUUGGGUAUCAGAAGUAGUUGAAAACGUUCGUGUUAAAACGAUAUAUUUACUUACAGUCGAUUGCCAGUGGCGUAGCUUCAUUUCGGUCAUGUAGGCCGCGGCCAAUAUUUUUUCACAAGCAAGUGAAAAAAAAAUUAAUAAAAGUAAUGUAUUUCUCUACCUGCAAAUUCGUAUAAUCCCUCGAGCGUGAACACAUUUAUUGUGCUAAAUAUAUUCUAAACACCCACUUGCUUUGCGAUUCUGAGCAAGCAGAAAACCCUUCUAGUGGUAGGUCCACACACUAAACUGCGAUCCUGAUUUUACUAUGUUCACUUCUUGGUAUAAAAAGUGAAGAACCAAUCGGAGAAAAUGAUUUAACAAUAUAUUGUUUCCUCUAAGAAGACAGUUUGGUACAUAACCUGUUACGACGCAUAGCAUUAUAUUUUACAUAAUUAAUAUAUAAUACCAUUUAUUACAUAAAAUAUUGUUUCAUUUCCUUAUUGUGUUAUUGUUGAUUGAAAAAUUUCUUUUUUAUGUCGUCUGCAAUGUUCCAACAUACUCUGUACAGGUAUAAAUGAUGACAACAAAAACAGUUUGAGUUGGAAGAAUGUAAAAAGUAUCAAAUUAUCUAAUGUUUAAACAAACAAGAAUGUAUCUCUGUAUUCGACUUCAAGAGUUAAAGAUUUAUAAAUGUAAAUUAUUGAUGAACGUUCUGGAAAGUGAAGAAUCUAUGAAGGCAACUGAAGCAAAACAUAAAAAUUAACAUUGCAGACUUGGAUUUAUGAAGUCCAUCUUUGACUAAAAAUGAAUUAUUGUGCAAACAUCUGUCACGUUCUUUCACACCAAUACCGUCUUUAGAACGAACAAAUUUACCAUGAUAACAAUAUUAAAUGAAAUGUUUGUUU
Molecule: messenger RNA, 1858 nt
Organism: Ruditapes philippinarum (Manila clam)
Lineage: Eukaryota; Metazoa; Mollusca; Bivalvia; Venerida; Veneridae
Product: globin-like
Exons: 4
Coding region: 316-819 (167 amino acids)
Molecular function (GO): oxygen binding; heme binding
Source: RefSeq, a predicted model, not a curated record